AGCCGUCCCCGAGCCGCGCACACGUCCGUCCCCGAGCUGCCCCGGUGGCCAUGGAGCUCUUCGAGACCAAUCCUUAUUUUUUCCCGGACCAGAGGUUUUACGAUGGGGAAAACUUCCUGGGCUCCCGCUUACAGGGCUACGAGGCGGCGGCAUUCCCGGAGCGACCGGACGUGUCCCUGUGCCCGGAGGCAAGGGUGGCUUUGGAGGAGAAGGACUCAGCCCUACCUGAGCAUUGCCCCGGGCAAUGCCUGCCCUGGGCCUGCAAGGUUUGCAAGAGGAAGACGGUGUCCAUGGACCGGCGGCGGGCAGCCACGCUGCGGGAGAAGCGCAGGUUGAAGAAGGUGAACGAAGCCUUCGAGGCGUUGAAGCGCAGCACCCUGCUGAACCCCAACCAGCGCCUGCCCAAGGUGGAGAUCCUGCGCAGCGCCAUCCAGUACAUCGAGCGCCUGCAGAGCCUGCUCAGCACCCUCAACCAGCAGGAGCGGGAGCAGAGGGAGCUGCGCUUCCACCCCGCCGCUGCGCAGCCUGGGGCGGGCAGCGAGUGUGGGUCCGGCAGCUCGUCCUGCAGCCCCGAGUGGAGCAGCCAGCUGGAGUUCAGCACCAACCCCGCAGAUCACCUCCUGGCUGAUGACACGGCAGAGGACCGCAACCUCCACUCCCUCUCCUCCAUUGUGGAGAGCAUCGCCGUGGAGGACGUGGCCGUGACGUUCCAGGAGGAGCAGGUCCAAAACUGAGCUGUCACCAACCCUGGCGGCUCUUCGAGCUGGUAAUGGGGUGGGAAUAAGAUGCCAGAAGGUUCCAGCCAUUGGAAAACCCAUUUACCCCUUUGGCAUCAUGGACUGCACCACUGAGACCACUCAACUUCUUUCCCAUUCCCGCUGAAACGCUCCUGCUCGGCCAGCUGAGAAAAUAAGAGGGAGAGGUGGGAUAUGGGCAGUGCCAUGGCCCCGGGUUGCACAAGGGACCCAUCCAGGGCCAGUGGGUUUUGGGGGCCAACACGUGUGCUGGGUUCGCUUGCUGAUUUCCUUCCAAGAUGCUCUUCGACCAACGUCUCUCUGGGGCUGGUGUCUCUUUGGGCUCAGCACCACGGUGGCUUUUCUAGCAGCGCUGUGUGGAGUUGCCAUUUCUUGUUUUGGGUUUUUUUUUAAGGAUUAUUUUUGCUAACUUAUUUGGAUUUUCUUUUUUUUUUUUUUAAAUAAAGGCAUUCUUGUUUGA
Molecule: messenger RNA, 1215 nt
Organism: Pezoporus flaviventris
Lineage: Eukaryota; Metazoa; Chordata; Aves; Psittaciformes; Psittacidae
Gene: MYOG
Product: myogenin
Exons: 3
Coding region: 51-734 (227 amino acids)
Biological process (GO): positive regulation of transcription by RNA polymerase II; muscle organ development; positive regulation of myoblast differentiation
Molecular function (GO): RNA polymerase II cis-regulatory region sequence-specific DNA binding; protein dimerization activity; DNA-binding transcription factor activity, RNA polymerase II-specific
Source: RefSeq, a predicted model, not a curated record